AUAAGAAUACUCUUUAAACUAGCACAUUCGCUUUCUAUCUACGCGCACGGCGGCGCUUUUCUGUGUGUUUGCUGAAUUAGGGUUUCUCAUUUUCCUCUCUCCUCGACUUGAAGCCCAUAGCCAUGUCUGACGAAGAACACCAGUUCGAAUCGAAGGCUGACGCUGGCGCCUCAAAGACCUACCCACAGCAAGCUGGUACCAUCCGUAAGAACGGUUAUAUCGUCAUCAAGAAUCGCCCUUGCAAGGUUGUUGAAGUUUCCACUUCUAAAACUGGCAAGCACGGUCAUGCUAAGUGUAACUUUGUUGGUAUUGACAUCUUCAAUGGGAAGAAGCUUGAAGAUAUUGUUCCAUCUUCUCACAAUUGUGAUGUUCCCCACGUCAAUCGUACCGAUUAUCAGCUCAUUGACAUAGCUGAGGAUGGUUUUGUUAGCCUGCUGACUGAGAGUGGAGGUACAAAGGAUGACUUGAAGCUGCCAACUGAUGAAACUCUUCUUAAGCAGCUCAAGGAAGGAUUUGCGGAUGGAAAAGACCUGAUUGUGAGUGUUCAGAAUGCCAUGGGAGAAGAACAAAUUUGUGGCGUCAAGGAUAUUGGUGGUGGAUCUAAGUAGGUGAUUUGGGAUGUGAUUUGUGAUGGGUUCAAGUUGUUUGAGGCAGAACCUGAAAUAUUUGUAGUACGGAGUAUUUGCUGUACUGAGAUUUUAUGUGUGAUUAUGCUGGGAACGACUUCUGUCAUUAGCUCCUUUUCCAAAGGUUACUCUCUCUAUGUUGAGUUCUAUCAGGGAAUUUCACGUGGUGUUUUUCUUAUUAAUCCCAUAUUGAUAUUUGAUGCCUUGA
Messenger RNA from Spinacia oleracea (spinach), 834 nucleotides. RefSeq names its product eukaryotic translation initiation factor 5A. Bases 123 to 608 code for a protein of 161 amino acids. Gene Ontology annotation, biological process: positive regulation of translational termination; positive regulation of translational elongation. Lineage: Eukaryota; Viridiplantae; Streptophyta; Magnoliopsida; Caryophyllales; Amaranthaceae. Gene Ontology annotation, molecular function: translation elongation factor activity; ribosome binding; RNA binding. The transcript has 5 exons. The record is from RefSeq and is a predicted model, not a curated record.